AUGAUACGUCGAAGAGAUCUCAUUCAUACUCUCAAGAUAAUGAAUGGUUUUGAUACCCUCGUAAAGGAGGAACAAUUUGAGGAGAAACAAGAGUCAAUAUCUGUAAACAAUGACAUGAAGCUUCUGUGCAAGUAUAUGCUGGUUAUUAGUAUCAAUGUAUAUGCUUUAUUAGUCAUCAAUUUGAAGAAGGUUUCAACCCACACGACUAUUGUUGUAAUAAGCGAUGAUCCAGUGUUCCUCGCCGGAGUUGUCAAGUGGUUUACUAAGGGUCGCCUGCUGGUGUGGUCAACGAGGUUCCUGGUUAUCACUCGCCUGUCUCUCUCGCAGCUCCAGCUUCACUACACUGUCUUCUCCAAGAUGAAUAUCAUGUUGAUCAUUAUCAACAAUAAUACAACGACCAUCAAAUGCAACAUGUACAUUCACGUGCCAUUCAGCUCCCAACAAACCCAGCCUCUGAGGGUUGCCUCCUGGACUCCACUUCAUGGUCUCCUCCUCACUUCUCACCAUUCGCUAUUCCCAGAAAAAUUCUCAAAAUUCGCUAACGGCCCUAAUUUGUUGGUAGCGUCGGAGGGGAACCCAUUUAGCAAGAUGAUAUUAACAAAUGAUCAUAAAUCUCCAGGGAGACAGAAAUUUGAUUUCACUGGACCAGUGCCAGAACUGGUGAGCUACCUCGCCAAGGCUCUUAACUUCUCUUACACUUAUGUUCGCCCCCCUGAUGGAUUCUUUGGAACGAGUCUUGGCAACGGUUCAUGGUCUGGCAUGGUGGGAAUGGUGAUGAGAGAGGAGGUUGUCAUUGCUUCUGGCCCAUUCAUUUUAAGUGAAGAUCGGGCAGAAGUAGUGGACUUCACUGUGGCAAUGAUGUUAGACUAUUGGAGGAUCAUGGGUGCUCGAGGACUCCCUGAGGUGGACCCUUGGAGCUUCGUAUUUCCCCUGGCGCCUCUGGUCUGGGCGGUCAUCCUGGCGAUGUUGAUGAUGCUUGCAGCCUCGUUGUUCCUGAUGCACUCGUCUUUCUGUCACAAGGUUACUGGUCAAGGCAACUGGUUAAAUGUCUCAUUCGAUUAUAUACGAAUUUUAUUACAGCAAGAUAUGACAAUGCCAACGUACUGGUGGUGGGAGCGGAUGAUGUUGGUCAUGUGGAUGAUGGUGACACUGGUGUUAACACGGAGCUACUCAGGAAACCUGAUGGCUCUCCUAGCAGUGAGACAUAUAUCAGAACCUUACCAGUCCCGCCGACAAGUGCUGGACGACCCUUCCGUCACUAUGAUUUGGUUAAAAGGGUCUGCUACUGGAACUUACUUGCAGUUAGCUGAGUCCGGCAUAUACCGAGAGAUUGCUGAUGCUGAGAAAAUUGGUCGACUCAUCUUCAAAACACACGCGGAAGUCCCAGAAAGCAUCAACACUUUAGUGAGAAGAGGAGACCAUGUUCUCAUCGACGUUGGUAAUGCCUUAGGAUCACACAUUUCAGAAGAAUUUACUAAAACAGGCAAGUGUUCAUUUUACUCUUCAAAAGAAGAGUUUUUGCCUCUGAUAUUUGGAAUGAUUGGACCGACAGACCAUCCGAUUAUCCCAGCAUUUAAUGAGAGAAUAAUGUCGAUGACAGAAGCUGGUCUGUUUUUCCACUGGAUGAAAGCGUCUGAGCCGAACUCCACUGUAUGUUAUCACUCACCCACCAAAAUCACUGUCAAGACGGCUCUCUCUCUGAGUAAUGUUUGGGGAAUGUUUGUUAUUCUCGUUGUUGGAAUUGCCAUCAGUUCACUAACAUUGUUUUUAGAGCUUAUGAUUAUCAAAAUUCAACUUGCAUGGAGGCAGAUAGAAUGUAUUAUGAUGAAUUUACCGGACAGUAAUGUCACUAUUACAGUGCUAUAUCACUGUUACACUGUUUAA
Cherax quadricarinatus is the source of this 1884-nucleotide messenger RNA. Lineage: Eukaryota; Metazoa; Arthropoda; Malacostraca; Decapoda; Parastacidae. The record is from RefSeq and is a predicted model, not a curated record.